Physcomitrium patens is the source of this 1902-nucleotide messenger RNA. NCBI's taxonomy places the organism in Eukaryota, Viridiplantae, Streptophyta, Bryopsida, Funariales, Funariaceae. The record is from RefSeq and is a predicted model, not a curated record.
GUGGGCUACUACAUUGAUGCCGCACAGGUAUAAUUGUAGGGUAUAUAAUUAGUCGGUGAUUGUAGUUUUGCAAGUUGGAUCGAUGUAGCACGGAACUGGUAAACGAGGUUUGGAACGACGGUUAGAAAGGUGAGCAACGACGGCAGGGGAAAUGGCUCUUCACGUGGUUUGACAUCAAGCGCAAACUGCAAUUGGAGUGGUUCUUCGAAAAUCUUGAUCUGUAGUGGGCAAGUCGACCAAGACGUAGUUUUUUUGGUUGUUUUUCGUUCUUAGGCCAUUUUGAAAGUUACCAGGGCAUUGAAUGAGAUUUUUCGAUCAUGUGUAGUUGGAAGACUAAAAACAUUUUGACUCCAGCUCUGAAACUGUUUAAGUAUGCAAGUGGACACAAAUCUUCAGGGCAGCGAUAACACGUGUGUUGCGAGAUUGUUGUUGGAUUUGAUUUGCGCAGAGAUGUAUGUGGUUAGGGGAGUACGGGUUGCAUUCAUAUUUAGAAACAAGAUAGACUCCAUUUCGGGGUGACGAAAUUAGUAGAGGUUGCAUUUGUUGUAGAAACAUACUUGCAUCACAGCAACAGUGACCACGAUCAGCAGCAGGACACCGUGUUCAGUCACAGUAGCAGAUGUCCACAUGUCUUCUUGAAGUUUUCAGAACUUAGGUCCUUCAAAAUUUCUUGAAAUUGACCCUUCAGAGAAAAACGUAAACGAUGAAGCAGUUGAUAGUUUCAACGUAAGUCGGGAGAUUUGCCGCACGCUUAAGCCAAUGUGCAUGUCUGCCAAGUCGCAGUAGCUCUGAAUGCUGCCAGUUACCUUGCUACUCUGACAGACGGUCUAUGUAGCCAUCUCUUUCUGACGCAGCAGCAGGGGAAGUACACAUUGCAACCAUAUCGACUCAAUCUAAGGAAAACAUGGCUAAAAAGGAUAAGAAGCCAGUACCUGACAAAGUUUUCAAAAGAGAGGGAGGGACUGAAAGAAGACAAUCGGAUGUAAGACCCCAAAGUACCACACCCACUUCAGGGUUGCGAAAUUUGGACAGGAGGGGAAGCAUGUCGCCCCCAAAAUCGAGGCAGCGAGAGAUCAGCUGGGUGGAUUAUGAGGACCUCAUCAAAGCGAGGCAAGAAGAGAAGCAGGUAGUUUCAACAUCGCCUCGAUCCCGCACUCCCUCUCCUGUCAGCAGGGCAUCGUCCAGAGGAAGAUCUUCGAUUCAAAGCCGAUCCAAGAAGAAACGACUAGAAUUAGACGAUAGGGAUGAUAUGCCUAGUAAAGGCAAGGUGCGAUUCUCCGCCUCUCUGCCCGUGCGUCCAAAAGAAUCUCUGCCAUUUCCAUUCCUCAGAAGAACCUCCCAAGUCUCUCUCCCAGGUGACAGACGCCGGAUCUCUUUGCGCGAUUUUUCCUUGGAGCCUGGUAAAAAUUAUCAAGGGGAGUUGGAUAUUGAAGAGGGACGUUCUAUUGUUUUUACGCCACGGGUCCCAGGAGAUAAAGAGUGGCGAGAUGCUUCCAGAGAACCGCCAUCAAUCAUUCAGAAACUUGAUGUGGAGGGCUUGGCCAUGCACGAGCCUCCAUUCCUCAAAGACAUAAGGGGCGAAUCUCGCAGAUCAAGUCUUCGGGCUCUGAGCAAGUUUGGUAAACUUUUGCCCAGCCAUCGCCGGAGCGCAUUCGUUAGAUCCGUUAUGGCGUCUGCUAAUAUAGAUGGGACCCAAGUUGUCCCUCGGUUGAGCAGCAAGUAUAUUACCGUGGCACCUAAGACACGGUUGAGCACAGUUAUUGUGCCUGUCAAUGCUAAGCAGUGGCUAUUGGAGGUCAUGUGCCAGAAAGAUUUACAGCUCCGUGAGCUUUUUGACCAGGUAAUGUGUGAAAAAUUAAAAAUAUGAAUUUAAUCCAGCCGAAGUUAACCGACAGCAAGGUU